Molecule: messenger RNA, 537 nt
Organism: Pelagomonas calceolata
Lineage: Eukaryota; Pelagophyceae; Pelagomonadales; Pelagomonadaceae
Source: the annotation of a GenBank genome assembly
CUGGAGCGUCAGCGCCGUCAGCCCGACCGCGGCACCUAUCAAAACACGGCAGACGAGCAUGACCAGGGCAAUCUUGCGAUCACGUAUCGAAACCUCGGACGGAAUGAAGAGGCCCUGAGCCUGCGACGAGACGUAUACUCUGGAUGGUUGAAGCUCAAGGGCGAGGAACAUGAAAAUACCCUCCUAGCAGCCAACAACUACGCGACGUCCCUUGUUUGUCUAAAGCGCUUCGAAGCAGCCAAAUCACUGUAUCGCAAAACGAUCCCCGUCGCGCGACGCGUUCUCGGAGAGGGUCAUGACGUCACGUUCAGGAUGAGGAAAGGUUACGCACGUGCGCUCUGCGAGGACCCCACCGCCACGGUCGACGAUCUUCACGAGGCCGUGACGACGAUCGAAGAGACGAUACGGACGGCUCGGCGCGUGAUGGGUCGCGCGCAUCCUCUCACAGUGGCAAUUGAGCACGAUCUGCGAAAGACGCGAGCCGUCCUCCGCGCCCGCGAGACGCCGCCGUCGCCGUCGCCGGCGGGGAGUGUGUAA